Leptonychotes weddellii (Weddell seal) is the source of this 851-nucleotide messenger RNA. The record is from RefSeq and is a predicted model, not a curated record. NCBI's taxonomy places the organism in Eukaryota, Metazoa, Chordata, Mammalia, Carnivora, Phocidae.
UUCCUUAGGCCACCCUGAGCUUUAGCCUCCACCCCUCCAAGUGCAGCCUGGGCAGUCCGAGGUCCCAGCAUGGAAUGACUGCUAUGGCUGCCCCUGUCCCGUGGGCCUGCUGUGCUGUGCUCGCUGCCGCCACCGCCGUUGUCUACACCCAGAGACACAGUCCUCAAGAAGCACCCCAUGUGCAGUACGAGCGCCUAGGUUCAGAUGUGACUCUGCCAUGUGGGACAGCAAACUGGGAUGCAGCAGUCACAUGGAGGGUAAAUGGGACAGACCUGGCCCCUGACCUGCUCAACGGCUCUCAGCUUGUGCUCCAUGGCUUGGAACUGGGCCAUAGUGGCCUCUACGCCUGCUUCCACCGUGACUCUUGGCACCUGCGCCACCAAGUCCUCCUACAUGUGGGCUUGCCGCCGCGGGAGCCCGUGCUCAGCUGCCGCUCCAACACUUACCCCAAGGGCUUCUACUGCAGCUGGCAUCUGCCCACUCCCACCUACAUCCCCAACACCUUCAAUGUGACCGUGCUGCACGGCUCCAAAAUUAUGGUCUGUGAGAAGGACCCAGCCCUCAAGAACCGCUGCCACAUCCGCUACAUGCACCUGUUCUCCACCAUCAAGUACAAAGUCUCGAUAAGUGUCAGCAAUGCCCUGGGCCACAACGCCACAGCUAUCACCUUCGACGAGUUCACCAUCGGUGCGUGGGGCGGGGGUGGUCCCUGCAGCAUACUCCAGUGGGAGUGUGCCAGAGGCGUAUAUGAGCAUUGGUGGGGACAGUCACGGGUGUGCCUGGGUACGUGGGGCAUGUGUACACGUGUGUACACGUGUGUACACGUAUUCAUGGCACAUAUAUGCCUGUGA